Molecule: messenger RNA, 1098 nt
Organism: Amphiprion ocellaris (clown anemonefish)
Lineage: Eukaryota; Metazoa; Chordata; Actinopteri; Pomacentridae
Gene: gpx7
Product: glutathione peroxidase 7
Exons: 3
Coding region: 91-648 (185 amino acids)
Biological process (GO): response to oxidative stress
Molecular function (GO): glutathione peroxidase activity
Source: RefSeq, a predicted model, not a curated record
CCCAGACGGUGGUGUGUUCACUGGCCUUACAGACACUACAGGGUUUGGAGAAGUUCUGCCAGUUGUUACGUUGGCAGUUUGACUGUAAAGAUGCUUCCUGCGGCGCUCACCAUGUUGCUGACUUUAUUGAGCCUCACUGAGAGCAAACAGAAAGACUUUUACACUUUUAAAGUGGUGAACAGCAGGGGGAAGUUGGUCUCCCUGGAGAAAUACCGGGGUUCGGUAUCCUUGGUGGUAAAUGUAGCCAGUGAAUGCGGCUUUACUGAGGAACACUACAAAGACCUGCAGCAGCUCCAGCGGGACUUUGGCCCAUAUCACUUCAACGUUCUGGCCUUCCCCUGCAACCAGUUUGGGCAGCAGGAGCCCGGCAGCGACAAGGAGAUUGACAGCUUUGUACGAAGAGUCUACGGAGUCUCCUUCCCUUUGUUCAGCAAAAUUGCUGUCAUAGGAACAGGGGCCAACAAUGUCUACAAGUACCUUAUUGAGUCAUCUGGUAAGGAGCCUGAUUGGAAUUUCUGGAAGUAUCUAAUUGAUGUAAACGGUAAAGUGGUGGAUGCUUGGGGACCAACAGUCUCUGUUAAAGAAAUCCGACCAAAAAUAGCUGAAAUGGUGCGACAGAUCAUCUUGAAGAAGAAAGAAGAGCUGUAACCCCUUGUCUAAAAAUCAUUUGCUCCUUACUGUUUUGUAGUUUUCAUACUUUACCCAAAUGGAUAAACUGAACAUAUUUAUGUUUGUAGAAUUUGACUUUGUUAGAAAAGCUGUUCAGUUCACAUAAUGAAAGCACAUUCUUUUGCUUUCUGAAAGCACUGAUGAUGUACCACUAUGAUUUUACAUUUAAUGUCAGGUUUUGUGUCAUUUGUAUGACAUUUGAAGCUACAUUUAAAUCCUGUUUUCAAAUGUUUCAGUCAUGUGCAUUAUGUGUGUGGGUUUUUUAAUUCAGUCUGUUAUGUGGAAUAAACUUGACACCUUGACUGUUAUAGCUAAUAGAUAUUUUCAGAACUAAAAUACUUUUUGUGCUCACCUUCUUGAGAAGUCCUCAUUCUUUGAUGUGUUAAGUCACCCCUUACUGCUCCUUGAAGUAAACUCUUUGAAAUCCCA